CGGGAGAGGAGGGGAGCGAGGAGCGGAGCGAGGAGAGGAGCCGGGGAGAGCCCCGAACUCCGCGCAGCCCCCGCCAGCGCUGGGCGGCAGCCGCGGCACCGCGCCGGGCUCCUGCCCUCCGACAGCUCCCGCUCCGCUGCCAGUGAGGAGGGAGCUGUAGGGGACACGGCUUUAAUUCUUAUUCUUUUCUUUUUUUUUCCAUUUUUUUUUUCUUUUGAGGGGAUGCUGAGAAAGCAAACCAUUCCCCUCCCGUGUAGCACAUUGCCUGGGCGUUCCUAUUAUGGAAGUUAAGUGAGAAACUCUGCAGCUUGAACUGAUUUGGGGAGAGAAAGGGAGAGAGAAAGGGGGUAGGGGGAGGGCGAGAGCGAGAGGAAGGCAAAAUAGCCGAACCAAACCAAUGGUUUUCCUGCAAAGUGCCGGGAAGUUUGUGGAGCACUUUCUAGGAACCAGGUCCUUUCUCACAGUCUCUCCUUGUCUUCCGAAGAAAGAGCUUGCUUUUGGAUUGCCAUGGAUCCUAAAGAGAGUCUUAGACACAUUUGAAUAAUUCCCCUGCUUGGGCUGGAUUGGUGGGAAUUUAGGAAGGAGCGUGUGUGCAAAGCAGAAGCCUUCGGAGCUCACUCGCUGCUUCUCUAAUCUGUAUGGAUCUAAAAGUGUCACAUUCAAGACCUUUGCAUCUCCAGCUUUUGAAUUGAAGAUUUCCCUUUCCACUUUAAGUAGCUGCUAGGAAACUGAAAACUUUUGGACCUACCUCUUACUGGCUUUGGAUACUUUUUUUUUCUUUUUUUUUUUUCCUUUUCCUUUUUUUUUUUUUUUUUUUUUUUUUUUUUUUUUUUUUUUUUUUUUUUUAAUCUCUGUGGAAUUGGUCUCGCAAGCGAUCGGGAUUGUUUUUAAUAUGUCAAAAUGGGUCUGCUGACGCCACUCCUGCUCCUCGGAUUUGCGUUUUUUCAAGUCUAUGGAUCCCGUCUCCGCCAAGAGGACUUUCCACCGCGGAUUGUUGAGCAUCCUUCAGAUGUGAUAGUGUCUAAAGGCGAGCCAACUACUCUGAACUGCAAAGCAGAGGGCAGGCCGACCCCCACCAUCGAGUGGUACAAGGACGGCGAGCGGGUGGAAACGGACAAGGAUGACCCGCGCUCCCACCGGAUGCUGCUGCCCAGCGGAUCUUUAUUUUUCUUACGCAUCGUGCACGGGCGCAGGAGUAAACCCGACGAGGGAAGCUAUGUUUGCGUAGCAAGGAACUACCUUGGAGAAGCUGUGAGUCGCAAUGCAUCUCUGGAAGUGGCAUUGCUACGGGAUGACUUCCGCCAAAACCCCACGGAUGUGGUGGUGGCAGCUGGAGAGCCUGCAAUACUGGAGUGCCAGCCGCCUCGAGGGCACCCCGAGCCCACCAUCUACUGGAAGAAAGACAAAGUCCGCAUUGACGACAGAGAGGAGCGGAUCAGUAUCCGUGGUGGGAAGCUGAUGAUCUCCAACACCAGAAAAAGUGAUGCAGGAAUGUACACAUGUGUGGGGACCAACAUGGUGGGGGAACGUGACAGUGACCCUGCAGAGCUGACUGUCUUUGAGCGGCCCACGUUUCUCAGGCGACCGAUUAACCAAGUGGUGCUGGAGGAGGAGGCCGUGGAUUUUCGGUGCCAGGUGCAGGGGGAUCCCACACCCACAGUGCGGUGGAAGAAAGAUGAUGCAGACUUACCAAGGGGAAGGUACGACAUCAAAGACGACUACACCCUGCGCAUUAAGAAAGCCAUGAGCACGGAUGAGGGAACCUACACCUGCAUCGCCGAGAACCGAGUUGGGAAAGUGGAAGCCUCUGCUACGCUCACCGUGCGAGCUCGCCCCGUUGCUCCCCCACAGUUUGUGGUGAGACCACGAGACCAGAUUGUAGCCCAGGGUCGAACUGUGACUUUUCCUUGUGAAACUAAAGGAAAUCCCCAGCCAGCUGUUUUCUGGCAAAAAGAAGGAAGUCAGAACCUACUCUUCCCAAACCAGCCUCUGCAGCCCAACAGCAGAUAUUCUGUGUCACCAACCGGGGACCUCACCAUUACCAACAUCCAGAGGUCUGAUGCAGGCUACUACAUUUGUCAAGCACUGACGGUUGCUGGAAGCAUUUUAGCAAAGGCUCAGCUGGAGGUUACUGAUGUCUUGACAGAUCGACCUCCGCCCAUCAUCCUCCAGGGCCCCAUCAACCAGACCCUGGCAGUGGAUGGCACAGCUCUGCUCAAGUGCAAGGCCACCGGUGACCCCCUGCCUGUCAUCAGCUGGCUCAAGGAAGGGUUCACCUUCCUGGGCCGGGACCCUCGCACGUCCAUACAGGACCAGGGGACGCUCCAGAUCAAAGCUCUGCGGCUCUCUGAUACUGGGACUUACACUUGCGUUGCCACAAGUUCCAGUGGGGAGACGUCCUGGAGUGCUGUGCUGGAGGUGACAGAAUCCGGUGGAGCAGCAGUCAGUAAAAAUUAUGAUAUAAAUGACCUCCCUGGGCCACCAUCCAAACCUCAGGUCACGGAUGUUACUAAGAACAGUGUCACCCUGUCCUGGCAGCCAGGGACCCCUGGAAGCCUACCAGCUAGUGCAUAUAUCAUUGAGGCUUUUAGUCAGUCUGUGAGCAACAGCUGGCAAACGGUGGCCAACCACGUGAAGAGCACCCUGUACACUGUGAGAGGCCUGCGCCCCAACACCAUCUACCUGUUCAUGGUCAGAGCCAUCAACCCACAGGGCCUGAGUGACCCCAGCCCCAUGUCAGACCCUGUCCGAACCCAAGAUAUCAGCCCCCCAGCACAAGGUGUGGAUCACAGGCAAGUCCAGAAAGAGCUGGGAGACGUCAUUGUACGGCUGCACAAUCCUGUUGUGCUGACACCCACGACAGUGCAAGUCACCUGGACGGUGGACCGCCAGUCCCAGUUUAUCCAGGGCUACCGCGUCCUGUAUCGCCAGACCUCGGGGCUGCCUGCCCCAGCCCUGUGGCAGAACCUGGAGGUCAAAGUCCCCACCGAGCGCAGCGCCGUCCUCGUCAGCCUGAAAAAGGGCGUCACCUAUGAAAUCAAGGUUCGCCCCUACUUCAACGAGUUCCAAGGCAUGGACAGUGAAUCCAAGUCUGCUCGUACCACAGAGGAAGCUCCAAGUGCUCCUCCUCAGUCUGUCACUGUCCUGACAGUUGGGAAUCACAACAGCACAAGCAUCAGCAUCUCGUGGGAUCCUCCCCCUCCAGAUCACCAAAAUGGAGUCAUCCAGGAGUACAAGAUCUGGUGCCUAGGUAAUGAGACUCGAUUUCAUAUCAACAAAACAGUAGAUGCAGCCAUUCGGUCUGUAGUAAUAGGUGGCCUAUAUCCAGGUAUCCAGUACCGCGUGGAAGUUGCUGCAAGCACCAGUGCAGGUGUGGGAGUAAAAAGUGACCCACAACCCAUAAUAAUUGGAGGUCGUAACGAAGUUGUCAUCACGGAAAACAACAACAGCAUAACUGAGCAAAUCACGGAUGUGGUGAAGCAGCCUGCCUUUAUAGCUGGCAUUGGUGGUGCAUGUUGGGUCAUCCUCAUGGGUUUCAGCAUCUGGCUGUACUGGCGAAGAAAGAAGAGGAAGGGGCUCAGCAAUUAUGCUGUCACCUUCCAAAGGGGAGAUGGAGGACUAAUGAGCAAUGGAAGUCGACCAGGUCUGUUGAAUGCCAGUGACCCCAGUUAUCCUUGGCUUGCAGACUCUUGGCCUGCCACAAGUCUGCCAGUAAAUAACAGCACUAGUGGACCAAAUGAUCUUGGGAAUUUUGGCCGUGGAGAUGUGCUGCCACCAGUGCCAGGGCAAGGAGAUAAAACCGCUACCAUGCUUUCUGACGGAGCCAUUUACAGCAGCAUCGACUUCACCACCAAAACCAGUUACAACAGCUCCAGUCAAAUAACGCAGGCUACACCAUAUGCCACCACCCAGAUCCUGCAUUCCAACAGCAUCCACGAGCUGGCUGUCGAUUUACCAGAUCCGCAGUGGAAAAGCUCAAUUCAGCAAAAAAAUGACCUUAUGGGAUUUGGUUACUCUCUCCCAGACCAAGGCAAAGGCAACAAUGCCUUGCUUUACAUCCCUGACUACCGGGUGGCUGAGGGACUGGCUAAUAGAUUGCCACACAACCAGUCACAGGAUUUCAGCACCACCAGCUCCCACAACAGCUCCGAAAGGAGUGGCAGCCUCUCAGGUGGAAAAGGAGGGAAAAAGAAGAAAAACAAAAAUACUGCCAAGCCCCAGAAAAAUAAUGGUUCAACCUGGGCCAGUGUUCCCCUCCCACCCCCUCCUGUGCAGCCACUUCCAGGCACAGAGCUGGAGCACUAUGGGGUGGAUCAGCAAGAAGCAGGAUAUGACAGUGAUGGUUGGUGUCCACCUUUGCCAGUUCAGACCUACCUACAUCAGGGCAUGGAAGAUGAGCUUGAAGAAGAUGAUGAUCGUGUCCCCACACCUCCUGUCCGAGGAGUAGCUUCAUCUCCUGCCAUCUCCUUUGGGCAACAGUCGACUGCAACUCUCACGCCUUCCCCACGAGAGGAGAUGCAGCCAAUGCUUCAAGCUCACCUUGAUGAGUUAACAAGGGCUUACCAGUUUGAUAUAGCAAAGCAGACAUGGCACAUCCAAAGCAAUACACAACCUCCUCAGGCUCCAGUUCCUCCCCUAGGAUACGUAUCUGGAAACCUUAUUUCAGAUUUGGAAACAGAUGUUCCAGAUGACGAUGAUGAUGAGGAUGAUAUUGAAGAAGAAACUGUAGAAAUCAGUAGACCACUAAGAGGUCUAGAGCAUACUCCAGGCUCCAGUAUGGACAAUCUAGACAGCUCUGUGACAGGCAAAGCAUAUUCUUCCUCUCAGAGACCUCGGCCAGGCAGUCCUUUUUCUACUGACAGCAACACCAGUGCAGCUGUCAAUCAGGGUCAGAGGCCAAGGCCCACGAAGAAACACAAGGGCGGACGUCUGGAGCAGCCCCCUUUGCCUCAUCGCCGGGAGGGAAUCACGGACGAUCUUCCACCACCACCCGACCCGCCCCCCGGUCAGGGUUUAAGGCAGCCCAUAGUGCCCGGCCAGCGCGGAGGCUCUGCCGAGAGGAAGGGGAGCUCUCUGGAGAGGCAGCACGCAGCAGCCAACGUAGAUGACUCAAAGAGCUCCCUGGACCGGCCUGCUAGGACAUCACUAGAGUGGCAGCGGCAAGCCCAGGAGUGGAUAAGCUCUACAGACCGCCAAGAGGAUUUCAGGAAAGCCCAACACAAACAAGCCUUCGGAUCAGAAGAGGCACUCGUACCAUAUAGUAAACCCAACUUCCCAUCCCCUGGUGGCCACAGCUCUUCAGGAACAUCUUCUUCUAAAGGAUCAACUGGACCUAGAAAAGGUGAAGUCUUGCGAGGAGGUCACCAACGCAAUGCCAGUGACCUUCUCGAUAUAGGCUAUGUGGGAUCAAACAGUCAAGGACAGUUUACUGGUGAAUUAUAGUAGUUGAGAAGACACAUUGCAAGCUGCUCUGAUGGACCAUCAGGUCUGAACUCAUGGAAGUGAUGACACUAAACAGUGCAAUGAACAUUUUCUUUAUUUAUGUACUAUUAAAAGAACUGUAAAUGCAAUGUAAAGACACACAGCCACACAUAUCCCACAGAUACUUUACUUGUGUUCUUCUCUUUAAUACACCAUCCACCUUAAACUAUUCCUUGUCAGGAGUAUAUAAAAAAAGAAAGAAAAAAAAUCACCCUCCAGGAUUAAAAGGAUUUCCUUCUGUAUAUAAUUUCUUUUGUUGCAUUGCUAUGCAAGCUCACCUUCUUUUUAGCUAUGUUCAUAUUCAUGUCUGUUUUUACUGGUCUGUUGUACUAUAUGUGAAUUAAUAGGCUGUGGUGCCAUAUAUUAACUUUUAAUUGUGUAACUUUUAUGUUUAAAGUUUGCACUGCAAUUUUAUUUGGUGAUAAGCACAAAACUCUACUCCUCAUGACAUGAAGAAAAAAGAGACUGAAUGUGUGAAGAAGGUUUACAUCCUGUAAGCUACUUUGGAUAACGCUGGAUGUAAAGGAGUAUGUUGGGUGGUUUUCCAUUGGGGUGUAGAAAUGAGAAAGUGACAGGCAAAACUGAUGUCAGUGAAGACAUUAGAGACAGAUUUAAACCUUUUAAAAACAAGCAACAUAGUUGCUCUUCCUAUUUAAGAAGGGGUCAGAAGUUGGAAGUGUGAGAUUAAAGAGUGAAAAUGAAAACUAAAGGUAGCAUGAGAUGGCCUAGACCCUUUCACUAGAGUGAUACCCUUAGUAUCUACUUUUAGCCAUCCCAUGCCACUAAGCAAAGGGGAAGAAAAACAAACCUUGCUACAAACAAAAGAACUUAAGGUGUUUCACUAAAGCUGUUUUUAUUUUGCAGUUUUAAAAGAAUUAUUACCAUUGAUUUCUUCAGCCCAAAGCAUAGGAAGGACAGAGAUUUUUCAGGAGAAACAAACCAUAUAAACACAAGGAAUACAUAGUAAAAAGAAUGCAAUUUAUUACUAAGACAUAUUCAGGCUGCUUCCAAAAAAUUGAAAUGUCAGAGUAUCCUAUUUCAUCUUUCCAAUACAUGUACAGUACAAUAGAAGAUAAAGCUGCACCACUGAAAUUCAUGACAUUAAUUGUUUUGAUGCAGUCUACACAACCCUUUUUGUUCCAUACCUGAGGUCUGAAAGAGCUGAAGUUCCAUCAACUAAAUUUGUAGUAAAAUGUUUCAUUUUUGGAAGGAAAGCAAUGGUCAAAUUAUUUUUGGCUUGCAUUAAGUAUAUUUAUGGCAAUACAAUACAUCCAAAAAGUUUGAUAUAAGCAAAGGAAAUCUUUGACCUGUGUUUUAGUGAGUGGCUUCAAACUCUACUAUGAUGAGGAAAUAACGCAUGUUUAUACACUUUUUGAAUAAACCAGACUCUGUAAGUGGACAUUAAUGACAGCAUCCUGUCUCUUCAUUAAUUUUCACAACUUGGUCCAAGUCUUCUUUACCUCUCAAAUCUCAAAGAAUAAAUUCUCAAGCUUUUCUCAGAAUAUUGUGUAUGGCUAACCCACCCAUUACUUUGAUGCUUAAUUUAAAUAUUGCAUCUUACAGCUUAUUUCUGUUAGUUAUCUGACCAUGAACACAAGUUUCCAUUGAAUCCCCUUUUCAUAUAACCAGUCUAUGUUGUUUUAUAUUUUGCCUUGGAGCUCACCAGUAUUAAGAACACUUUUUGUCAUGGCAGAAUUUUAGAAAAGUAAAUUAUGAUGCUAAAUAUGUGUUGCUUUUCAUUUCAUUAACUUGUUCCAUGAUAAGAUAAAACACACCAGCCAUCAGCUAUAACUCAGCACUACUGAGUAUUGAAAAAUGCUAGUUAGCUCCCUUAAGGUCAAGAUGUGUUAUUUAGAAAGUUACAAACAAAAAAAAGUUUAGGAAAAAAGAUAUGAAUUUAUUUACAUAUGUGACCAAUGAGUAUAUGCCAUUUUCCUGCUUGUUAAAACAUUAUAGUUAAAAGCAUAAUUUAAAAAUGUGCAAAAAUGUUCAAGUAAGAUAAAGAAUGCAGCAUAAUUACAUAUGCAUGUUUUUUAUUUUGGUAUAUACCAUAUGAAUAGAAGACUAUUCAGACUACAGUUCAAAUUUAAUUCUUUGGAAAAUAUUUAACUCAGUCACCAAUAGUAGUUUUUUCCCCUUUUAAUUCAAAAGCUUGUGCUGAGCUUUGGUGGAACACCUUACUCACUCUGUUCUCUUCAAAAUUCAGUAUCAUUAGAGGUUGAUAAAGCCAUUCCAAUUACUUUCAAAUAUGUGUUUUAUCUCUUCCACUGGAAAGUAAAUGUGUGUCAGUAUUAAAGCUGUUCAGUACCAUGAUAUUCACUAACUUGUCCAUCUGCUUCUGUACAUUUUUGUUCAUUAAUAAUUUGCUUACAAUAUUACAUAAGGUGUUGUUGUGUAUGGCAAAGUGUCUCCAUUAUCUUACAGGUGAUGUCUCUUCUUUUUCUUUUUAUCUCUCUUUUCUAUACAGUGUACUUCCAAUGAACCACAGUACAUAUUUUUUAAAAUGCCAUUUAAUUUACUAUUUUAAAAGAAGUAUUCUUCUUUUUUAAAAAAAAUGAAAACAUUUAUUGUGAAUAAUGUGUUUAAAGAAAAGGGAUGUUGUGGCAGCACUUAGAAUUGUUUUUUAAUUUGGUUUUUUUAAAACUGUUUAUUGGCUACAGUUUGUUCACGAAAAAGUAUGACCUCUUAAUGUGUUUCAUUGGUAUUGUUAGUGCAGCAAAGUUUAAUUGGCAUAAGAAGUUGGUUAAUAGUACUGUUGAAGUGUGUAUUGUAUAUUUACUGGGGAAAAAAUAAAACAUAUUCACAUUUCAAAUCUAUGUUAAAAGACCUUGAGUAAGGAGUCAAUAUGUGAAAACCCAAACAGGGAAAAUCAGGCAAUAAUAACAUAGACUGAGCUAUAAUCAUCACUGUCCACUUACAGGUGACAAGGAGCAUUUUGUACACUGUUUUUUGAACUAAGCAAUGAGCCAGUGGUAAGCAUGGCCUGUCCUAGGGGUUUCUGCUGAAUGUCCUGUCUCUCCUGGAACAGUUGUACCACUGUAAUUACACUGAUACAGCUCUUCCAGUGAAAAUUCUGCUUGUAGCUGUGUUCUCUGUGUGUGGGGCAAGCACUGCAGGGGCACAGCUGGCUCUGCCUGAAGCCCACAGAGCAGUGGAUGUGGAAAACCUGGUCUGAACCCUCACACCUGGGGCUUGGUACGGGUGGAGCUACUGCCAACCCAGUACAGAAUGCCCCAAAAUGUAUGGAUAGGUCAAUUUUUCUCGAUCUUUGUGCUGAAUACAGGCUCAAUUUUAAAUACAGGAAGGCUGAAGGACCAAAUAAUGAAUUCUUCCAUGUGCUUCAGUGGUGUAUUGCUGUAUGGGCAGCCAUUUCAGUGAUGCAAGGAACAGACAUUUCCUUUCUUGAUGUUUUUUUUUUUUCUCCCCUUUAUUUCUCAGGUACAUAUCCAAGUCAGUAAACCUUUAGAAUACCUUUUGGUUGUCACCUGAAAUGCAAAAGAAACACCAUUCCUUGGGAAAAGUACUAAAGAUAAAGUGUGUGGAAUGUUUUUAAGUGUAUUAAUUUAACUGCACACAAGUGCAAAAGGAAAACAAGACUGUUUGAAAUAAUUAUAUGCUGGUUUAUGCUUGCCUCAGCCCAUGCAUUGCCAGCCAUGAGAAGAGGUGUGUGCUGAGGCUGAGAAAAAGUCCUCACAACUGAAAAGGGAAAGGGAAUAGGGUUGGGGGAGAUUUUGGCAGGAACUUGUAUCUAAGAAAGAUAAAAAAUUACAGGCAGCUCCUUUGGCUUGUCUACAGUUUAUGCAGUUUGGGGUUUUUUUAUGGUUAAUGGCCUUGUGGAGUUUUAGCAGGGGAACUAGAGAGAAAAAAGUCAACCUUUUGUAAAGACUGGGGGGUACUUGUUUGCUGAGGGAGGAUUUUUAAUUUAAUUUUUAAAUUUUUAACACGUGUUUUGUGUUUCAUCUAUCUGGAACACAUUAGCUAAAAAAUAAAUUGUUUUUGAAGACCAUGUGGGCAGCAGACAAUUCAUUUAGGAGGCAAAUUCAAAUAGCAGGAAAAGGGGAAAAAGUAGUACUAAAAUAAGUAACACAUACUGGUUUAGAAACAGCCAAGUCUGCCACAGUUUCACAUGCAAUUUUGAACAGUGCAACGAUAUGUAUAAGCUUCAUUUUGGUUUCCGUACCAAAACUAAUUACCCAAAGUCCAUAGGAGGCCUAGAUCCUCGGGACACUAAAUCUGGUGCUUUGUUUGAAGUGUGUGGUUAACCCAAGCUGGUGAGAGUGGAGGAUGCUCAGGCUGUGUGCAGCCCCAGCCCUGGCUGCCGACCCCGGGAGUCUCCAGCAGAGGAGUCCCCCUGGCUCCAUGGGCUCUGUGGGCUCCAGUGGAUCCCAGGCAGUCAGCACGCAGAGGAAGGUCACUUCUCUGAGGAUGGAGUUUUCAGGGCAGGGAAGGUUUUUGAUCUUGUGGCACCAUGGAGCUCUCCUAGGUGUGUCUCACGUUUUGGGACUGCCCUCCCCCAGCUCUUAGUGCUCUCCUGCUGUGGUCUGUGCACUCAGUGCUGAUGCUGUUCCCUGGAUCUGGGGUGUUUGGUAUGAGGGCUGCAAGAGCCAUGGAGGUGCUCUGCAUGCAUUGAGUGGCUGAAUAUAUGGAUAAAAGCUUUAUUAAUUCAGGGGGACCAGGGACACAGAAGAGUAGUGGCACCAGACAUCUGCCCUGCUGUGUCUAGCUUGUUCCCCUCUUCCUUUCAGGAUUGAGUUCCUUCCUGCCAACACUCCUCCACCCGCAUGAACAGAUACAACUCACAGGUAUCUCAUGGGACCCACAGGAGAUGUAGGACCAUGCCUACAUGCAUGAUGGACUGGUUAUUUGGGGAGAAGUAGCUCUGAGUUCCACAGCUGGUGUGAGGACUAGAUUCCUCUUUAGCCUGACUUGAUUUAACUCUGUAGCUACAUCCAGGAAGACCCAGGCAGAAAACAAGUUCCUAGAGCAGAGCUCAGCAUUGCAGCAUCUCUUCUGGUAUGUGGCUCCUUAUUCAGUCUGUUGUAGGCAGUCCUGAGUUCACUGCUGAAUUCUCAGCACAUCCUAAGGACUCAGAUGGCUUAUGCUGACAUCUAGGCAAGUGAGGUUGUUCCUCUUGCUUUAGCAGAAUGGAAAAACAAACAAAAACCAAAAAAUGACAAAACUUAAACCUUUUACUUCAGCACAAAACUUUAUAAACAAUGUGCAAAAAUCUUAGAAAACCAUAUUUCAGAUGUAUGUUUGACAAUUUUUUUUUUCUUUUUGUUUGUAUUUUGUUUUGGCUACCAUUGAAAUAAUCCAUUUGGUUUUUUUCAGAGAUGUAACACUGUCCAUGCACUGCGCCCCCCCCCCCCCCUCCCCCCCAAUGCAUUUUCCAGCAUUUAUCUUUCAUCUGUAAAGAAGUUAUGGUAAAGAAUAAUGACAUUUGUGUACUUACAUUGUUCUAACUUUAAGCAACAAGGUGCACAGUUGCAUUCAGUUCAAUUGAUCAAAGCCAGAUGGGCACAAAAUAUUUGUGGGUCUUUUUUUCUAAAAAGGUCUGCUAUUUGUGCUGAUAUUUGUUCUCCAUUCAUGCUGAUCAGUGCGUCUUUUGCCUUCAAGGAUGCCAUUAGUAAUUCUCCUUUGUGUUCAAAAGCAGGAAUCCAUUGUGCAGCACUUGGAGAGCCACUCGGAUGCAGGUAAAGAAUAUAAGAGCUUGAGCAAGUGCUAAUUAGAACCAAUUAAAGUUAAUUGACCUCCUUUGGCAGUAAAAUGCAUAAUAGAACUUGCUCUGUCCUUGCAAAAUGGAGAUCUUGCCUCUAAGCAUAGGAGUGAAGCAGGGUUUCAUGUAGCAUCCCGUAGUAAUUAUGUGAGUAUAACAACCAGGAAGCUGCUUGCUACAAUUUGUUCUAAUAACUGAGCUCUACUGUAUCAGGGCAAUGCAAUAAAAGUGAGAUUUCUUCUCCAGUCUAUUUAAAAACCUAAUUUUUACAGAGCAAAUGAGCAUCCCAAGAUACCGAUACUAAUCUCUAGGAAUGAGUUGGCAGAAAAAUAGAGUCCCUUUUAUAGGUAAGUAAUGGUGUGAGCAUAAAAGGCAGUUUUACACCUGCUGGUUGGCAAUAUCCCUGAUGCUCAGAGGUUGCAUCUAUCCUGGGCAGUGGGGGAAGCUCUGGCAGGCCUGCACUGGGUGAAGGAUCUGCCCACAGUUCAGAGGGGCUCCCUGCUGAACCUUGCCAUGAGGUUGCCUUCGGUAGACUUCUGUUGGAAGAGGGGCACUGGCAUCCAUCCAGCUGAGGUUUGUGGUGCUGCAGGACUACACCACUGCCAUGGGCAACACUGUGGACAUGGUCAGAGGUACCCAAAUAAAAGAGAGAGAAAGAGCAGGGGAAAGAAUUAAGGGUAGGAAAUGCAAAAUUGUAUGAAUUCAAAAGCAUCAGUGGUGGGUGCUAAACUAUACAUCGCUGUGAAAAGUUCAAAAGCCAUUUUUAUUAGAAAACCAGAAUUGAUCCAGUUUCUAUGACCAUGCUUUGAUGACUUUUUGCUUGGCAGGAACUGAAUGCGACUGAUUUUGCUGCUAACUUGGCCUUACUAUGAACAGCAAUAAAGGUGUUAGUCAGGUGGGGACUUUGAUGUGACCAAGUAACAUCACUCUCCCUUCAGGGAAUGUUCUGUGCUGGCUUGUUAAUGAAUUUCUUUCCUAAUGAGUAUCAUUAAAAACCCUUUGAUUAGC
This is a messenger RNA of Lonchura striata (white-rumped munia), 12205 nucleotides long. The record is from RefSeq and is a predicted model, not a curated record. NCBI's taxonomy places the organism in Eukaryota, Metazoa, Chordata, Aves, Passeriformes, Estrildidae.